CGCCCCGCAUCGCCCGCCCCCCCAUAGGUCGCCCCUCCACUUCCAAGUCGCCCGCUCGCCCCCUCCUCCUCCUCCACCUCCCAUGAAACCCUAGUUCCCCUCCAAAACCCUGCCCCCAGCAGCCGCGCCCGCUCGCCAUGUCGCCGCCGCUCCAAGCGCCGGACUACAGGUAUGUCACCGAGGAGUGCCUCCGCGAAUGGAAGGGCCAGUCGGCCGCCGCCUUCCGCCUCCCCGAUCCGGUCCCCAUGGCCCGCUUCCUCUACGAGCUCUGCUGGGCGAUGGUGCGAGGGGACCUGCCGCCCCAGAAGUGCCGGGCGGCGCUGGAUUCGGUGGUCUUUGUGGAGGAGGCGCGGCAGGAGGAGUCCGCCUCCGUGCUCGCCGACAUCAUCGCACACCUAGGGCAGGAUAUUACCAUUUCUGGUGAAUAUCGCAGCCGUCUUGUCAAAAUGACUAAGUCGCUCGUGGAGUCUUCAUUGAUUGUGCCUAGGCUUCUUCAAGAGCGAUGUGAAGAAGAGUUCCUAUGGGAGGUUGAACUGAGUAAGUCAAAAGGCCAGGAUUUGAAAGCCAAGGAGGUCAGAGUCAACACACGACUUCUUUAUCAGCAAACUAAAUUCAACCUUGUAAGAGAGGAAAGUGAGGGCUACGCCAAGUUGGUAACCCUACUUUGUCAAGUAGGUUCAGAUUUGGCUUGCCAAAAUGCUUCUUCAGCAACUAUCAGCAUUGUAAAGUCAUUAAUUGGACAUUUUGACCUGGACCCGAAUCGUGUAUUUGACAUUGUGUUGGAAUGUUUUGAACUCUAUCCAGACAACAGUAUCUUUUAUCAGCUUAUACCUCUUUUUCCAAAGUCCCAUGCUGCUCAAAUUUUGGGGUUUAAAUUUCAAUAUUAUCAACAAUUGGAUGUAAACAGCCCUGUUCCAUCUGGUCUUUUCCGAAUAGCAGCGCUGUUGGUCAAAUCUGGCCUUAUUGACCUUGAUAAUCUCUAUGCUCAUUUACUUCCGAAUGAUGAUGAGGCGUUUGAGCAUUUUGGCUCCUUUGUUUCAAGGAAAAUUGAUGAGGCUACUAAAAUAGGCAAAAUAAAUCUUGCUGCUACUGGAAAGGACCUUAUGGAUGAAGAGAAGCAAGAAAUAACGAUCGAUCUAUACACAGCACUGGAGAUGGAAAAUGAUAUAAUUGAUGAACGAGCCCCUGAGAUAGAAAAGAACCAGAAGCUUGGACUUCUUCUUGGUUUCCUCUCAGUCCAUGAUUGGGACCAUGCACAGCUACUAUUUGAACGUCUUGCGCAGCUAAAUCCUGUCGAGCAUGUUGAAAUUUGUGAUGCUUUAUUUAGAAUUGUUGAGAAGACUAUUUCGUCAGCCUACAGUACAUAUUGUCAAACACAUCAUAAAAUCACCCGUAACAUGGACACUCAUAUGAUGGAUGCAUCAUCUGUCUCUUCACCAAGUUAUUUGGUUGAUCUGCCAAAGGAGUUUUUCCAAAUGCUUGUCGCAUGUGGACCAUACCUUCACCGUGACACACAAUUAUUCCAGAAGGUUUGCAGAGUGUUAAAGGUGUAUCAUGCCUCGUCAAAAGAAUCAGCCCGUACAGCAGGUGUAAUGUCUCCAGAAUCUCAGGUUGAAGAAGCACUUGGGUCAUGCUUGCUUCCUUCAUUGCAGCUUAUACCUGCCAAUCCUGCUGUUGAUAUGGAGAUAUGGGGAGUUCUUUCCCUUCUUCCUUAUGAGGUGCGCUAUCGUUUGUAUGGUGAGUGGGAGAAGGACACUGAACAAAACCCAAUUGUCCUUGCUGCAAGGCAAACAGCAAAGCUGGACACCAGACGGCUCUUAAAACGGCUGGCCAAGGAAAAUCUGAAGCAGCUUGGCCGCAUGGUGGCUAAACUUGCUCAUGCAAAUCCAAUGACUGUGCUUCGGACAAUUGUCCAACAGGUUGAAGCAUACAGGGACAUGAUAAAUCCAGUUGUGGAUGCUUUUAAAUACUUGACUCAGCUGGAAUAUGAUAUCUUGCAAUAUAUUGUAAUCGAACGGUUGGCUCAAGGUGGUCGUGAGAAAGUAAAGGAUGACGGCCUUAACCUGUCAGAUUGGCUUCAGUGUCUGGCAUCAUUCUGGGGACACCUCUGCAAGAAGCAUCUUUCCAUGGAGCUUAAAUGCCUCUUCCAAUACAUAGUUAAUCAACUGAAGAAAGGAUUGGGUACUGAGCUUGUUGUACUUGAGGAACUCAUUCAGCAAAUGGCAAAUGUACAGUACACUGAGAACAUGACUGAUGAACAGGUUGAUGCUAUGGCAGGAAGUGAAACAUUGCGGCUUCAAUCUUCGCUGUUUGGAUCAACACGGAACUAUAAGGUCCUGAAUAAGUCUACUAACAAAUUGCGGGAUUCUUUGCUUCCAAAAGAUGAACCUAAACUUGCAAUUCCUCUACUACUGCUCAUUGCCCAACACAGAUCCAAGAUUAUAAUAAAUGCAGAUGCCACAUAUAUCAAAAUGGUUAGCGAGCAGUUUGAUAGAUGCCAUGGAAUACUGCUUCAGUAUGCCGAGUUUCUUUCAAGUGCUGUAGCUCCAUCAACCUAUGUUCAACUAAUACCUCCGCUGGAAGAUCUAGUUUAUAAAUAUCAUAUCGAGCCAGACGUUGCUUUUCUUAUAUACCGGCCUGUAAUGAGGCUUUUCAAAAGCGCUAACGGUGGCGAGGCCUGUUGGCCUCUGGAUGACAAUGAAGAAGGGGAGUCUGUAUCAUAUGAUGAAAUGAUCUUGCAUGGCGAUUCAUCUCAGAAGUCAAUCAUGUGGUCAGAUCUUCUCAACACAAUCCGAACAAUUUUGCCAGCAAAAGCCUGGAACGGUCUUUCACCUGAAUUGUAUGCUACUUUCUGGGGUUUGACACUGUAUGAUCUUAAUUUUCCAAAAGAUCGUUAUGAUGCGGAAAUUAAGAAGCUGCAUGAAAAUCUCAAACAACUUGAAGAUAACUCAGAUAACUCUAGCAUUGCAAUAUCACGGCGUAAGAAGGACAAGGAGAGAAUCCAAGAUUUGCUGGACAAAUUGAACAAUGAAUCUGACAAGCAUCAACAGCACGUUAUAUCAGUGCUCCAAAGGCUAACCCGUGAAAAGGAUAAAUGGCUGAGUUCCAGUCCGGAUGCACUGAAGAUCAACAUGGAAUUUCUCCAGCGGUGCAUAUAUCCACGCUGUGUUCUUAGCAUGCAGGAUGCUGUGUAUUGUGCUACAUUCGUCCAGAUGAUGCAUUCACUUGGGACUCCAUUUUUCAACACGGUGAAUCAUAUUGAUGUUUUCAUCUGCAAGACACUACAGCCAAUGAUCUGUUGUUGUACCGAAUAUGAGGCUGGCAGGCUUGGAAGGUUUCUUCAUGAGACCCUGAAGAUGGCUUACCAUUGGAAGAGUGACGAAUCAGUAUAUGAGCGUGAAUGUGGAAAUAAGCCGGGAUUCGCUGUAUACUUCAGAUUUCCAAAUAGUCAACGUGUAUCUUAUCCUCAGUUCGUUAAAGUUCAUUGGAAAUGGAGUGGAAGAAUUACCAAGGUGCUUAAUCAAUGUAUGGAAUCAAAAGAAUACAUGGAAAUCAGAAACGCCCUUAUUGUGCUCACAAAGAUAACUAGUAUUUUUCCUGUCAUGCGAAAAAGCGGUAUCAACAUCGAGAAAAGGGUUGCGAAGCUAAAGGGGGAUGAGAGGGAAGAUCUGAAAGUACUGGCCACUGGUGUAGCUGCUGCUCUGGCAGCUCGCAAGAGUUCAUGGGUAUCUGAAGAAGAGUUUGGCAUGGGUCACCUUGAUCUGAAGCCAGUACCUGCAAAACCUAUUGCUGGAAAUCAGUAUGCAGAUCCCUCGACAGCAAAAGAUCAUAGCGUCCGUGCAAAAUCUGUAGAGGGUAGGCAUGAAAGGUCAGAAAAUGCAAUGAAGCCUGAUGCUCAUAAGAAGAAUGCCUCGACUACAAACGGAUCUGAUAUUCAAAUGCCAUCUUCCUCUGCACAAGGAAAAGGUUCAGGGCUUGUACGUGGUGUAGAUGAACCUCCAAAACUUUUGUCCGAUGAUGGAGUUAAAGUCUUGAAGCCUACUGCAGAACCUGAGACAAGAGCGCCACAAAAGCGUGCUGUACAAAAUGCUGCAAAGGUAUCUAAGCACGAUGUGGUGAAGGAAGAUGGAAAACCUGGGAGAUCUACUAGCAGGGGUCUUAAUCAACAAGCCUGUGCUAUUCCUGUUGACAGAGAAGUAUUGUCUCAGGCAGCUGAUGGUGUGCUGGAUACUAAUCCCACUAGUCCGUUGGUUGGCACAAAUGGUAAUGUACAUCCGGCACCACGAAAGGUAUCUGCAUCCUCCCAAAGAUCAACAGUAUUGGCUGCACAUAGCGGUGGAACAGCUAAUCCCACCGGUGAAGGUGAAUCUGCUGACUUGAUUGAUUCUACCGUGAAACAGCAAAAAAGAUCUGUUCCCGUUGAAGAACAAGAGAGGACAGGUAAACGAAGGAAAGGAGAGAUUGAAGGCAGGGAUGGUGACUUGACAGAGCACCAUACGGACAAAGAAAAAAAAUUGGACCCGCGAUCAGUAGAUAAAUUUCGUUCUGUGGAUCAUGAGAGAGGUGCUAGUGAGGAACAAAACCUAAUUCGGACAGAGAAAUUAAAAGAAAAGUUUGAUGAUAAAUAUGACAGAGAUCAUAGAGAAAAAGCAGAUCGGUCUGAGAGGCGCCGUGGAGAAGACGUGGUUGAACGACCAACAGACAGAUCAUUGGAAAGGAGAGAGCGUUCUAUUGAAAAGAUGCAAGACAGAGUUCCUGAAAAAGGAAGAGAAGACAGGAAUAAGGAGGAGAGGAACAAAGUUAAGCAUGAACCCAUAGAUCGAGCACAUACUAUUAAGAAUGAACCCAUAGAUCGAGCAUAUACUAUUAAGCAUGAACCCAUAGAUCGAGCACAUACUUCUGAUGAACGCUUCCGAGGGCAAAGCUUGCCACCACCUCCACCUCUUCCAACUAGUUUUGUACCCCAAUCAGUCGCUGCUAACCGAAGAGAUGAAGACAGUGACCGAAGGGGCGGCAGCACCAGGCAUACCCAACGGUCGUCUCCCAGGCGUGAUGAGAAAGAAAGGUGGCACUUGGAGGAGAAUGCUCCGCUCUCGCAGGAUGAUGGGAAGCACAGAAGAGAGGAAGAUCUUCGGGAUAGAAAGCGUGAAGAUAGGGAUGUUUCAUCAAGCAAGGUAGACGACAGGGAUAGGGACAAAGGUAAUACUGUGAAAGAAGAUAGUGAUCCUAAUAGUGCAUCCAAACGGCGGAAGAUCAAAAGAGAACAGUCUGCUUUGGAAGCUGGGGAAUAUGCGCCUUCUGCUCCACAGCCUCCGAGCGUUGGACCUGGUAACUCACAGUUUGAAAUACGAGAGAGAGAAAGAAAGGGUGCUAUUUCACAGCAUCGGCCAUCACAUGCUGAUGACCUUCCUAGGAUGCAUGCCAAGGAUUCAACAAGCAAGACAAGUCGUAGAGAGGCUGACCAAACACAUGAUAGAGAGUGGGAAGAGGAGAAGAGGCCAAGGACUGAAGCAAAAAGGAAGCAUCGGAAGUAGGUUCCUGCGGGUGUCUUGAUGAUUGUCACAUAACAAGAUUUCACUUGGCGACGCGCAGCUGCGAACAAGCCGUUUUCUUGUAGCAGGAAGAUGUAUCUGGGCAUAUUUGAACCAUUCGGCGUGUAUGCCGUUUGCUGGGGCUUAAGGGGACCAAAAGGAUAAACCCUUCAGCAGUGCUUCGUCUAUGCUGCCCAGAUGCAAAUUGUUGCGAACAAUGUUGAUUGCAAGGAACAUAUAUGGUCGGUUAUACAAGUCGUUAUAAACAUUUUAGCAAUGUGGAAUGUAAGGAACAAUACUAUGGGCCAUACCAUCAACUUAGACGGAUUUGCUGUAAACAAGGAUGAGCAGUUUGUCGGCCAGCUAUUUUUGUAAUUCAUUUUGUACUAACUGCAGAGUUUUGCUGUGGGAAGCAUUUGGGCUUCCUUUUUUGCACCGUCUAGGAGGAAUAGCAGGGGGGUUGUGAGUAGGUUGUACAUGUACAGUUACAAUGGUAGCAUGAACCGUCGUGCUCUAGAUGUUAAACUGAGAUGGUUGCGUGAACCGUCGUGUUCUAGAUGUUAACUGAGAUGGUUGCGUGAACCGUCGUGUUCUAUAUGUUAACUGAGAUGGUUGCAGUUCA
Aegilops tauschii subsp. strangulata is the source of this 6153-nucleotide messenger RNA. Its product is annotated as THO complex subunit 2. Gene Ontology annotation, biological process: mRNA processing; mRNA export from nucleus. The record is from RefSeq and is a predicted model, not a curated record. Lineage: Eukaryota; Viridiplantae; Streptophyta; Magnoliopsida; Poales; Poaceae. Gene Ontology annotation, cellular component: THO complex part of transcription export complex. Gene Ontology annotation, molecular function: mRNA binding.